GGCUUCAGUUUCCAGAAAAUGAAAGUAAAGCUAAGCUUGCUGCUCUUAAACAAUUGUUUCCAUCUGUCUUGAUGACACAUAAGGAAGUAGGUUACCUACUUGUCACAGAAAGUGGGAACAAAGUCUACGUAGCAGCUACUUUUCAACAUGUCACAUUUAAAUGAUAGAAAUAGCAAAAGGGAAAAAGAUUAUGCUGGAAAGAAACUCAAAACACUUCCUAUUGAGCUACUCCAAAGGGGUCAAGAUGUACCUAAGGUGGAUCUACAACGAAACAGGCUCAAACAUGUCACUGGUAUCUCUUGCCUGUCAAACCUGACCGAACUCAUCUUGUCUAGAAAUGAGAUUACUGAAUUUCCUAAGGACAUUACGGAGUUACGCCACUUGGAGAGACUUUACUUGAAUCAAAACAAUAUAAAAACCAUUCCAGAAAACGUUCUCCCAUCUCUUCAGAAACUUCAGUUUCUGAAAUUGAGCACUAAUCGGCUUGUAAAACUACCUCAAGACAUCAACAAGUGCCGAAAUCUCUACUACCUUAACCUGUCUAACAAUUGCCUGACAGAUCUGGAACCCCUCGUGGGACUUAAUUUAUUAAGAGAGCUCUAUGUCGAGAGGAACCGGUUAACCGAGCUACCGUGUUCGCUCUUUGAAAACAACAGCUUGGCUCAGUUCAAAGCUAAUGGCAACCCUCUCAGAAAACCCCCUGAGGAGGUCUGUGCUGGGGGAUUGAAAGAUAUCCAGAGUUACUUUUCAAUGCUAGAUGCCAACUCCCCAAGUGUUUACACUGUAAAGACCAUGUUUCUGGGGACCACCAUGGCAGGAAAAUCCACUCUGUGCCGCAGCCUAAAGCACGGACAUCCAGUAAAUGUGGCUGAGGCUGAUCGUACUGUAGGGAUUGAAAUAAGUGAAGUUGACAGUGAUGGUGUUCGGUUCUUUUUUUGGGACUUUGCGGGACAAGAAGAAUACUACAUCACCCAUCAUGUAUUCAUAACAGCUCAAGCGUUUGUCAUACUCACCAUCGAUCUUGCCAGUUACCAAAUUGAGAAUUCCAAGUCUUUCAAUGAAAAAGUAGGCUUUUGGAUCAAAAACAUUCAGCUUAAGAUACCAGAGUCAGUGGUCCUGCUUGUAGGAACACAUGUUGACCAGUGCACAGAUGAAACUGAAGUUAAAGAAAAGAAAAAAGAGAUCGAGGAGAAUGUGACUAAAAUGCUUGAAAUGCACAAGUCUAAUUUAGAUCAACAGAGAGAGAACCUCCAGAAUAUGGAAAACCCAUCACUGUACUCUGACCAGAUUAACCAGAUCGAAAGACUGACCGAGUACAAACUAAAGGUUCUUGACCUCGUACCGAUAGAUUGCACAAAACCUGAGGACAUUGACAAGUUGCAUGCUCACAUCAGAGAAAAAGUCUUGAACAAAGAUACAUUCCCUAAUAUGGAACAGACAUUACCAAGAUGCUACCAUGAGGUGGAAAAUGACAUUCAAGAAUUUCUCAAAAAUGGUGACAUUCCCGAGCAUGGUAUUGUGACUCAAGAGGGCCUCCUGGAUGAACUAAAGAACAGACAUGAAACAUUGAACAAUGACAAACUAAAGUUAAUCCUUCAGUAUCUUCACCGGAUCGGGGUCAUUAUGUGGUACAGAGAAAUCACAGAACUGAAAGAUUGUUUGUUUGUAAAACCAUCCUUCCUCAUCACGUUGUUCAAGGCAAUUGUGAGACAUGAUCUGGACAAGGAACUAGAUGGUAUUUCCCCUGCAAUGCUGAAGUCAGAAAAUGCACUUCAGAAAUACAAGGAAAGAUGGAUCAAGGACUAUAAAGACCGAGCAACUUUAAGCAAAGUGGCUAUUAGGAUCCUGGUGCGCACUGAGAUUCAGAAGUUAGGCAUUAGUGAUAAAGAACUGAUUAAGGAUGUGGUUGGAUGCAAAAAGACAACAGGACAUGUCCUUUUGCUAUUGGAACACUUCGAUGUUUGUUUGUCAUCCAGAAAUAGCUGUAUACUCAAUCCAAAUGCCAAUGAAUUUGAACCAAAGAAACAAUGGGUGGCCUCAAAUCCCAUUAUAUAUGAGCCAGAAGCUUGUUUGUUUCCAAGUUACCUGACAGACAAUAGGCAGGUAGAAAAAAUGUGGGGAACAGACAGUGCAGAGGACCUCAACAUCCAUGUUUACUUCCUACCUGAAAUACCAGAUGGUUUCUUCCACAGACUUGUCAUCAGGUUAUGUUCAUGGUUUUCUCCAUACUGGAUGGGAAAAGACCAGUGUUUGCUUACCUCUGGCAAUAAACGUGUUCUGCUCAGAGAACAUCGCGAUGAAUCGUCUGAUCAGUUCAUUGAGAUACGUGGCAAAGAUAUUGACAAAGAAAUUCAGAAAUUAUGGGAAGUGAUAAGACGGAUCAUGCAACGACUGGACAAGCUCACUGAACAGUGGCAAGGGCUGUGCCUGAAAGUCCACAGUCCCUGUAGGGAUCCUAGCUGUGAAGAUUUCUUUGAAUGGAAUGACUGGAAUGAAUGGUUAGAUGAAUCUGGUACAAACAAAUAUAAUGAGGGACUAGAGAAGAAACAGACUUGCCGUAAUGGACACCGUAGAAAUACGGAGUUGCUGUUCCCUAGAACCCCUGAAGUCACUGAAAAGAGAACAAAUGGCGACUCCGACUUUGAAUGAACAUCAAAACAUAAAAAGAUUUUGAUUCACUUCAUGUUUGUCUGUAUAGACACUAUAAUAUUGUAAUGUGUCGAUGAUAUAAGUUAAAAAUGUUGAAAUGCUGUUAUAUAAGUAUCCUAAAUUGUAGUUAAUGUAUGUCAUUUAUUUGCACUGUAAUGUGGUCUACAAUGGAGGAACAGUAUAAAAAUUUGGGGGGUGUUUGUGGGAUAAUGAAAAUUGCUCAGUUGUACCGAUGUCUGGUUGGUACAUAUUUUAGCCGCUAGGUGGUGAUGUUUAUUUAUUACACUUCACAUAUCGUUUCAAAGGCUUUUAUGAAGCUACAUGCUGUUGAACUCUUCGGUUAUAUAAAAAUUGUCUCAGUAAAGCUAUCCAGAUACCAGUGUG
This is a messenger RNA of Misgurnus anguillicaudatus (oriental weatherfish), 3033 nucleotides long. Its product is annotated as malignant fibrous histiocytoma-amplified sequence 1. Gene Ontology annotation, cellular component: cytoplasm. Gene Ontology annotation, molecular function: protein binding. NCBI's taxonomy places the organism in Eukaryota, Metazoa, Chordata, Actinopteri, Cypriniformes, Cobitidae. The record is from RefSeq and is a predicted model, not a curated record.